This is a messenger RNA of Owenia fusiformis, 2828 nucleotides long. Lineage: Eukaryota; Metazoa; Annelida; Polychaeta; Sabellida; Oweniidae. The record is from the annotation of a GenBank genome assembly.
AGAAUCAUAGGAUUACAGGGAUUUAAGUACGACGGAAUGCCAAUAUGUGAAAUAUAGAUUAAUAUAAUUUGAGCUUGAGGUGAUAAUGAAAAUACAAAAAAUAUAGUUGCGCAAAUAUUAUCCUCUGAGGACACGUUUAAAGAGGUAUCAACUGUUAAGGUCAUGUUUUGUUAUAAUACAAGAAACGUUAUCAACACGCUGGAUUGACUGAAACACAAAUAUUUCUCAGUUUUUUUAACAGUAUAGCUGACGAGGUGAAUACUCUAGAUCAUAUCAAUACCACAAUCACAGAAAUCUGCUUAAGUAAUAAUCAUGCAAGAAUCAACGUCGACGUGACCAACAACGUCAUGGCAAGUGUGUACGAAGUGACGGAAAACCUAUUGGACGCAAUCCGAAGAGUAAAUCCACGAAAGGCGAGGCGCAUCCUGAAACGUUACAACGGCAGUGUUGACCACAUUUGCACAAAAUAUGGAAGUGAUGGCUAUUCUCCCCUUACUUCUGCGGCUGACCUCGGAAAUGCCGAGAUAUUCAAGCUCAUCAUUGACUCUGGUGUACCGCCAUAUGUAGCAGAUGCUUCCGGCUACACUCCUAUACAUCAUGCAGUUAAACAAGGCCACAAAGGGAUCAUUGACUAUUUCAUUCUUCGCUCAUUUAGAUUGGAUAUCAAGACUCCCAAGGGCAUCACCCCGCUUAUGCUGGCCAUUGACAAAGACGACACUGAGCUCACCCAGCUCUUGGCUGUCAAUAAAGCAGGUUUAGAUGAGCGAGAGGAGAAUGGGUGGACUGCUAUCCAUAUGGCUGCAGCAGAGGGAAAGACGAAACUCAUAGAAAUUCUUUGUCUUGCUGGCGCGGAGAAAGAUAUCGAGACUAAAACAGGAGCAACUCCCGCAUAUUUAGCGGCUCAGAAUGGACAUACAAGCGCAUUGAGAAUGUUGGGAGACUUUGGCGCUAAAUUGAAUAUCAGAAAUGUAGAUGGCUGGGCGCCGCUUCAUAUAGCGAGCUACUUAGGGAGAGAGAAAGUUGUUCUAUUACUCCUUGAAGCAAACGUUUAUGCAGACCAUCCGACUAGAGAUGGAUCAACAGCACUGUUCAAUGCAGCACAAGAAAACCAUAUAGAGAUUGCGAAGAUACUUAUAAAGAACAUGGCAUUUGUGAACUGUCAACGUAGAGACGGUAUGACUCCGUUACACAUAGCAUGCAAGUGUGGUAAUGUUGAAAUAGUGGAGUUUCUCAUUCAGUCGGGAGCCGAAGUAAACAAACAGGACCAGCAUAAAUGUAAUGUAUUGUUUAUCGCUUGUGAAACACCUAGAACUGAUAUUGUAUCGCUACUUCUCGACCAAGGGGCCGACCCGCAUGCCAUAACUACAGAAGGAACAUCGUGUCUAUUUGCUGCAGCUAAACAAGGUCAUAAGGAAGUGGCAGAACUGUUGAUUGAACGAUGUGAAUUGGAUUUGAACAAAAUUGACAAAAACGGUAUGUGCGCGAUGCACUAUGCUGCUGAAGGGGGGCAUUCUCGUGUUGUUCAUUUGCUACUGGAGCAUGGUGCGCUUUACCAGUUUCAGGACAAACUUGGCCGUGCUCCACUUCACCUUGCAGCGUUAAGUGGAGCAAAGGACGCAUGCAGCACACUCAUAUCUGCAGGAGCAGAAAUCAAUCUUCAAACUCAGUGUGGAAUGACACCUCUGUACCUUGCUUGCCAUAAGGGUCGGUUCAAUGCUGCAAAGUAUUUACUCCAGAAGGGAGCUGAUGUUAACCUGCAAGAGGAUGGACAGUGGAGUCCACUGAUGAUUGCAACGGAGGAGGGCCAUAAAGAGGUGAUACAGAUGCUGCUUGAAUUCAAAGCUAAUUUGAAUCUCCGAGCUGAAACGGGAAUGACAGCACUGUAUGCUGCUGCCAUGCAGGGUUUUCAUAAACUCUCUGACAUACUUGGGUCGCACGGAGCUGAUCCGGAUUUGAAAUUGAAAGAUGGGACAUCGGCGUUACACGUUGCAGCACAAAAUAACCACGUUGACGUUGUCAAAAUUCUUGUGAAAUAUAAGGCCGAUUUAAAUCUGCCUAGCAAUGUAGGGUCAACACCACUGUUUUUAGCCACUGAGCACGGUCACAUAGGCAUCAUGACGGUGUUAUUAGAAGCUGGAGCCGCCCCUGAUAUACAGGAUCAUUUAGGGUGGGGGCCAGUUCAUAUGGCUGCAACUAAGGGUAAGAAGAAUAUACUGGAAAAACUAAUUAAACACGACGCCAAUAUUGGCAUUAAAACAAAUAAUGGAGACUCUCCUUGUCAUAUAGCUGUUACAGCGGGACAUGAAGUUAUUGUUGAACUAUUGAUAGACAGAGAGGUGGUUAUUGAUGAGCAUAAUGCCGAGGGAUUUUCUCCACUUCAACUUGCAGUUACGAAAUCAUUCAAGAAAAUCUGUCAAAGACUGAUUAAAGCUGGAGCAAACGUGAACGCCCAGUCAAGUGAAGUUGAACCUGCUAUUCAUCUUGCUACACAAAAUGACGACUUUGGAUUGGUUGAACUCUUAGCCAAUAGUGGAGCAGAUAUCAACCUCCAUAGAGAUGGAAUGGGUACCCCACUCCAUGUUACAGCAAGAGGAGGGUAUCAGUAUACUGCAGAGGUUCUUAUUAACAAGGGUGCUGAUCCACUAAAAACUACCGUUGGAGGUUGGACAGUCCUGCACACAGCUGCAUAUUAUAACCAACCGGAGGUACUUAGAGUUAUACUUGACACAAAGUGCAAGCUGAAUAUUAAGGAUGACAGAGGCAAGAUACCAUAUCAGUAUGCUAGGGGAACUGAAACGAGGCAACUCUUAGCUGGUACAAUACGAUGA